Molecule: messenger RNA, 2028 nt
Organism: Fonsecaea multimorphosa CBS 102226
Lineage: Eukaryota; Fungi; Ascomycota; Eurotiomycetes; Chaetothyriales; Herpotrichiellaceae
Exons: 4
Coding region: 1-2028 (675 amino acids)
Biological process (GO): regulation of DNA-templated transcription; DNA-templated transcription
Molecular function (GO): DNA binding; DNA-binding transcription factor activity, RNA polymerase II-specific; zinc ion binding
Source: RefSeq, a predicted model, not a curated record
AUGGACCUAGGCAGCAUCUCUCGCCGACGGCCUCGCACUCGCGCCCGGGUCGUCUGCGUGGCAUGCCACUCUCGCAAGGUAAGCGGCAGGUCCGUUCGAGGGAGGGAAAAUUCCAUUGACAUUUUCGCCAUCAAGGUGAAAUGUGACCUACAACAGCAGCCUGGAGGGACCUGUGGUAACUGCCAGCGUCUGGGUCAACGAUGCCGAACUCGCGAGCUCAGCCGUCCCAUUCCAAGGGCUUCAGCGCCUUUCUCGGCGGCAAAUCUCAAAGGGUCAUUCUCGCCUCGUCGUCGAUGGCCUGAGAUUCGAGAAUCGCCAAACGACGCCCUUCACCGAAACCGCCGUGUCAGCAGAGGAGGCGAAGAGCAAGAACCAGGUGAUGAUGAUUAUGAUGAUGACGGUGGCGGCGGAGGCGAAGGCGCCUUGACACCCACCAACCUGGCCGACAUGAGAGAAUCCAUCGUUCCUUAUGCUUCGCGUUCAUCGCUGACCGACCCAUACCGGACCACAGUCUCACGUACGUUGCAGGCCGAUUACCUAAAUCUAUGCGGAGCGCUGGAUUUACCGUCGCCACUCAUGGAAGAAGCACUCCAAGAUAAUUACUUUGAACAUGUCUAUCGACGUUGUGCGGUGGUUGACCGGAUCCAUCUAUCACAGAAGCCUUCGGUUCUCCUGCUUCAAGCUGUCUGCUUGACCGGGUCCUCAAUGCGGCAAAUGGGUCCCGAAUACUUUUCAACCUGCGAACUCCUCUACAUCAAGGUGAAGACUCUGCUCAUAACCAACCACGAGAAGGAUCUGCGCACCAUCCUGCAGUCUCUAUGUCUGGUCUCCUGUUGGAACACGACGCCCAUGCAGGUCGUCAGCAUGGAGAGCGCCUAUCACUGGCUCAGCAUCGCCAUCAGAUUGUUAUUUCAAGCCGGUCUCCAUCGCGAAGAAACUUAUGUGACUGCUAAAGAACCAAGGGUGUUGCGCCGGAUAGCAUGGUAUAUCUAUACCAUGGAAAAGUCGUACUCAUGCGGCCUCGGAUUGCCCUGCAUGAUCAGACCCUGCGAUUUUCAUGUUCGGCCGCUGGCGCCCGAGGACUUCGAUAAUUUCGACGAGAAAUCCCAGCUCUUUGUUGAGUUGAACAAGGUCAACUCCCUUAGGGCGAGAAUGCUCGAGGUACACUGGCGAAAAGGUGAAAAUGACUGUGCCGAGGCCGCGUAUGAUAUUCUGCGCUCACUGCGAGAAUGGAUUGAUCAGCUCCCGGACCAAUUCCGUCUGUACCGCGGCAACGAUCCCAAACGACACUAUCGACGAGCAGUCUACGAGCUCCACAUCCACUACUUUGUGGUCAUCGCCACGUUUUUCCACCUCUGCGGCUACGCUGUGCGAGCUUCCAUCGCCAACCCUGCUGCACUGGUCGCUUCCUCCUGCAUGGCCAGGCUCUACGAAGAAGUCCUUUACCGUGAGGAGCUCGGACUCUUCCUACCCAUCCACAAUUGGUACUUAUCGAUAGCAUGUCUGCCACAGAUCCAUGCACUGUCCGGAAGUCGCCACGCAGACGCCACAUCUGAAGAAGAAUUGGGCAUCCUGCGCAGAGGACUGCAAACCAUGGCAAUCAAGUGGCCGCAAGCAAACAAUUUGCGAACCAGUAUAGAUCGUCUCUACGAGAGGAGGGUGUCGAAUUUCCAACCCAACAGCUAUCAAAAUCAAACCCGAGUGUCUGACGAUAGGGAUCCGGACGGUCGCUCGGAAUGCACUCACGACGGCGUCGUCGUCGACAACAGCAGCAGUGUCCUGAACAGAUUGGUCUGUGAUUUGUUCCCUUUCCCCACGUCCAUUUCUCCCAGGAUGGACAUCUUUGAAGCGAUAGAGCCAAUCAUAUCGGGCCCCGAGGGAGCUACGGAGACCACGGUUCCUGCCGCCUGGGACGAAGACUAUCAAUUCGACUGGACCUUGAAUCUCUUAUUCGAUCCGGACAGUCUUACAGACGGAUACGUGCCCUCAUCAAGCAUGCAAAAUUUUGGCAAAGGUCUGGCCUUCUGA